GUCAGUCAGUUGUGUGUGUGGUGAUUGUAUGGAGUGAGGGGAAAAAGGGUAGCAGAAAUGGCCCUCCAAAGAACUUCUUUAUCCCGUAGAGGCUCGAAGAACGAUUCUUCCAAAGACGAAGAAGAAAUAGAUAAUAACGGUUAUAUACAAGUGUUAGUAAAACCGCUAGAAAGGGGUAAUUUGUGCAGUUUAAUCGCUAACUGGAUCGGAUUGAAUGAUUCCAAUGUGUCAGAAAAUGUUGGUGUUUUCUAUGGAAUGGCUUUCCUCGGACUAAGUUUCGUUAUUUAUCAGUUAUGUGACAUGGGGCUGUUUUUCCAGCGGCUGUGUUCAAUAUUCGUACCUAUGUUUACUGUUGUGUGUGCAUUUUACUGGGUAUCACUGUACCUCAGAAAAACGUGGAGUACCACUAGUGUUUAUCUUUUAUUUUGUGCAUGCAUGGUGGGUGAGACUUUCGCUCAGCUUACAUUUGGACAGUGGCGGAAUGAUCCGAGCACUGACCAAGAUGGAGGCUACCUCAGCCGUCCCGCGAUAUUAUUUAGUGUUUUACUAUCAGUUUGUACAGCGAGCAUAUUUUCUUCUUUAGAAACAACAAACAGCGCAAUUGUGAUUUCUUUAGUUAGCUUUUCGCGUUUUUUAAUGUGUUCCUCAGUUGGUAUAAUUCCUUUUGGAUUAAGACCAUAUAUAGCAUAUAUCUGUGGUCUAGUGGGAUAUAUUGUCUCAAAAUAUAUGGAAAUGGUCCUGAAACCUGCAAUCAACAACUUCAUGACACAUGACGGCAAGAUCCCUGUUAUUAAACGGCGUCGGUCCAGUUCGUCGACCACCCAUGCGUUUUCUGCACAUAGAUCCACAAGACGAACAUCAUUACCAGCAUUAAUACCAAAGAAUCAGAGUUCCUCAUCCAGUUAUGACACCGCGAUAAUCGGAGAGGCCCAUGGGCUCAUAACCGACAUGUUGGCUGACGCGAACCUUCCGCCACAUGUUGUCAGUGGUCUAAGAGCUGUCAGUAAUUUACUCAAACCUGCUGAACACCAUUCUUCCAUGCACAAAACCAGAGUUAGCCCCCUUGUCUCGCUCACAGAGUCUACAUCAUACGGCUCGGACUCUGAGGAAAAUCCCUACACCGGGGAGCGUCCCUCAUCACUACCAAAGAGAUUACGUCGUAGUUUACCUCCAAGUUUACUCCGGAGAAUGUCUACAAGUACUUGGACAACCACCACAUCGGCAACGGGAAUGCCGACAUUAGAACUGGAGCCAUGUCGUGUAAGAAGUUCAAGUUUCAGGCAUUCCCGAGAUACAACACCUGGUUCCAGUCCUGUUGAGAGCCGGAGCAAUAGCCCUUCACCGAGUUCUCCGACAGUUGUUCUUACCAUACCAAAAUCACGUUCUUUUUCAUUGGCAGCUUCACAACCUUCCACUUCCUCCGCAAACUCACACCUCAAAAGACUGACGAGAAAAAGUGUUACUCCGUUAUCAAAUACAGAUGGCGCUACGUCAUUGAACAGUAAAAUAAGUCCACUCGUUAAAUCAGAAAUACAAGACUCUAAUGAAGAGCGCAUGAGAAUAACUGCUCACAAUAAAGAGCAUUUAACUUCCAUUCGUAAAAAUAUUACGUCAGACUAUGAAAGUUGUAAUGAAUCGCCCAGUUCGAGCGAUCAUAGUGAUAAUAUACCUACAGUUGACGAAUUUUCAGCAUCUCCUCCAAAGAAAGUAUCGACUAGAAUAGUAGACAGUUCCGCACAAAUAGCCCGGGUGAGUGCUGCUGCACGAGAUUUUGUGCCAAUAAGUGAUCCUCCUUCUUCCCCCUGUGAUGUUGAUGAUUUACAUCCUGUUCAUGAUUUUCGUGUUCAUCAAACCGACGACGAGAGUCGAGAAGGCGCUGCUGAUGAUGAGGAUGAUGGCGACGACGAUGACGACAAAUCAACGUCACAACUUCCCGCGCAGCUUUCGUCAUCACAAACUGAUAGAUAUUCUAAUAAAAUUUUGUCUCAAAAACUAACGGAGCCUAGUGACUCAGUAGUGGCUGAAGAUUCCUCGGAUAAACUUGUUGUGGAUAUUUCGGAUAUAGAUAGUUGUAAAUAUCUUCAAAUAGCAACUCUAAAUGACUGGGAUUAUCCUAUAUUUGAAGCGUCCAGCUUGCACAGUAAUUGUAUACUCAGCAAGGUUGCAUAUAAGUUAUUUAUGGAGGUAGGGUUGUUUGAAACAUUCCGGAUACCAGUGGCUGCUUUCAUGAACUACUUCCACGCAUUAGAACUUGGAUAUAGAGACAAGCCAUAUCACAAUCGGGUACAUGCGACAGAUGUGUUACAUGGCGUGUAUUAUAUAACCACCCAGCCAAUUCCUGGCUUUACGCAGGUCACCACUACAGACAUAUUUCCGAGGCAGGGCUCGUCAAGUGAUUCAGAAGGAGACAGUGAAAGGUCACCACCAUCUUACAGAGCAAACAGUUUUGCAGCAGACGACAGUUACGGUAUUAUGGGUGGGAACUUCCCACCACUAGAAUUGAUGGCGAUGUUUACUGCUGCCGCCAUGCAUGACUAUGAUCAUCCAGGUCGUACAAAUGCAUUCCUAGUUGCCACACACGCACCUCAGGCUGUAUUAUACAAUGAUCGCUCAGUUCUGGAGAACCAUCAUGCCGCUGCAGCCUGGAACCUUUUCCUGUCUAGCACCGACUUUAACUUCCUGUCCGGUCUCGAUCAGGCCGAGUUUAAGAGGUUUCGUUACCUUGUUAUUGAAGCUAUCCUCGCCACCGAUCUGAAACGCCAUUUUGAAAUAUUAGCAGAAUUUAAUGCCAAAGUUAAUGAUGAUCAUGCUGUAGGUAUAGACUGGACGGUGGAAACCGAUAGACUCCAGGUCGCACAGAUGGUGAUCAAACUCGCUGAUAUAAAUGGUCCAGCUAAAAUUAAAGAUCUACAUACAUCUUGGACUUACAGAAUAGCAGAAGAAUUCUACGAACAGGGUGAUGAAGAGUCUAGAUUAGGAAUGCCAAUAUCUCCUUAUAUGGAUAGAAGAAAUCCACAGUUACCCAAACUACAGGAAACGUUCAUCAACCACCUGGUGGCGCCACUGUGUAACUCACUGGUUACUGCUGGUCUACUGCCAGGAACCUGGGUCGACGAGGACAGUGACAAUGAAGGUGAUUCGGACACAGAAAAAGGUGAAAAUAUUAAAGACACUGAAGAUGAAGCAGAGACAGAUACUGAAUGUGGAACCUUAAUGAACAAACCAGUGAAAAAAGCGAGAACGAUAAAUUGUUUAUUGACAAAGAAUAUGAAAGAUAAUCAUGAAAUGUGGGUGGCCAAAAUACAAGAGGAGGAACAGCAGAAAGCUCUGUCAGAAAAACUAGAGACUAUACAGCAGGAGUCGGUGUGCCAUGAAAAAUCUGAGAUGGAACCAAUUAAGGAAGAAUCAGAGUCUCCUAAUUCCAUGUCUCCAACAUCUCGUAUCCCAGAAUCCUCGGCAGAAGAUUCUAGAUCUGGUAUCCCAGAAUCCUCCACUGAGGUAAAGACAGAACCAGCAGACGACAUUGAAAGUCAGCCAGGGGAUAAAACGUGAAUAGUUCGAUGUAAUUAGGGAAUGUGCGAAAGUGCUAAAAACUGUUGAUUUCAAUCUUUCUGUAGCAUUAGUAGGUAGUAGUUAUUUAUAUUCUUGUUAAAGAUGGACAUGAGUGUUCAUACAUGUACAUAUAUAUUCUGUUAAACUAUUGACAAAAAGGACAAAUCUUAACAAAAUCCACGAAUGUGAUAAUACUCCCUUAUUCCAGAGUGGAAUCAGGAAUGGACUCUUCUAAAUGAAGAUACAAA
Mercenaria mercenaria is the source of this 3800-nucleotide messenger RNA. Its product is annotated as cGMP-inhibited 3',5'-cyclic phosphodiesterase 3A-like. Bases 58 to 3552 code for a protein of 1164 amino acids. Gene Ontology annotation, biological process: signal transduction. Gene Ontology annotation, molecular function: 3',5'-cyclic-AMP phosphodiesterase activity. The transcript has 14 exons. The record is from RefSeq and is a predicted model, not a curated record. NCBI's taxonomy places the organism in Eukaryota, Metazoa, Mollusca, Bivalvia, Venerida, Veneridae.